UAUACCAUCAAUCUAAAGGCCAGGAGGUCAGUUUAAGUGUAGUUGUUUGGGAGAGUAGAGAGAAAAAAUAAUCUGAUUGUUUCUGGGGAAAUUAAGUUUAUAAUGGAGGGCAAAAAUAAUAUGUAUGAGGGAGUAGAAGUAGGGAGAGAAGUUAAGGUGGCUAACAAGAGAGGAGCAGGAGGUUGUGAAGGGCUUCUUAGGGUUUUGGGGUUUGUGUUUUGCUUAUCGGCUGCUGUUAUUCUUGGAGUUGAUAAACAAACCAAGAUUGUUUCUUUACAGCUUGUUCCAACUCUCCCACCCAUCAAUGUUCCUGCUCAUGCCAAGUGGUAUUAUUUGUCUGCUUUUAAGUACUUUGUGGUGGCACAUGCCAUAGCAUGUUCAUACGCAGUACUUUCUCUACUUCUUUCUUUGGGUAACCGCGGCGGAAAGAGGGGCAACAUCAGCCUCGGCAUUGCGAUGGCCGACAUAGUGAUGGUUGCGUUGCUUUUCUCAAGCAACGGGGCGGCCGUGAGCAUCGGGCUGAUGGGUUACCAAGGGAACUCACAUGUGCAAUGGAAGAAGGUUUGUAAUGUAUUUGGCAAGUUUUGUCACCAAGCAGCGGCUGCUUUUGUGGUGUCUGCACUUGGAGCUAUUGCCUUCCUAUUGCUUAUUGUUUUUGCCCUCAAACGUCUCCACAAAAAAUUAUAAUGAUCCAAUUUAUAUAGUUUUUUUUGGCUUCAUAAAUAAUUGUGGUUAAUUAAUUAGGUUUUUUUUUUAUUUUGUUAUUUUUUUUUUUUUGCCACUUUGUAGAAAUUAAAUGUUGGGUUAUCAAUUAAUGUUGUGGUUAUGGGGUUUGUAUCAACUCUAAAUAAUUAAGAGCGUUUUUUUAAAAAAAGAAAAGAAA
Messenger RNA from Cannabis sativa, 883 nucleotides. Its product is annotated as CASP-like protein 1E1. The transcript has 2 exons. Lineage: Eukaryota; Viridiplantae; Streptophyta; Magnoliopsida; Rosales; Cannabaceae. The record is from RefSeq and is a predicted model, not a curated record. The coding region runs from base 103 to 687 and encodes 194 amino acids.